This is a messenger RNA of Brassica napus (rape), 1111 nucleotides long. Its product is annotated as protein Iojap-related, mitochondrial-like. Gene Ontology annotation, biological process: negative regulation of ribosome biogenesis; negative regulation of translation. The record is from RefSeq and is a predicted model, not a curated record. The transcript has 4 exons. NCBI's taxonomy places the organism in Eukaryota, Viridiplantae, Streptophyta, Magnoliopsida, Brassicales, Brassicaceae. Bases 322 to 909 code for a protein of 195 amino acids. Gene Ontology annotation, molecular function: ribosomal large subunit binding.
AAAAUUUUAGACGUAUAAAAGUUUUUGUUAUAAAUAUAGACCUUAAAAUAAAAAUAACCAAAAUAGACUUAAAUAUUUUAUCAAAAGAUAUAAAUAUACACUUAUGCGCUCUAGGGUUGAUUAAUCUAGAUAUUAUGGUUAGAGUUAAGGGGCGAGUUUAGGGUUUAGAGUUGAUGGUUGAGAGUCUGAGUCGAGGUGUCCGAGUUUGGGGAGAUAGGAUUUCAAAAUUAAAAAAAUUUAAAAUUUUCAAUCCUCCUGGAACACCUAGGUAUCAGGGUUUGGCCCCCAAUCGUAGCCGUUUCACAACCACGCUAAAACCUAAUGUUGGCUGCUCUCCGAUCUCGCUGCUCUUCUCUCCCCUCUCUUCUUCUCAAAUCGCCACCGUCGCCGUCGCUUCUAGACCAGUCAUGGAAGCUACUAGGUCUCUCCGCUCCCUCCUUCUCUUCUUCCGCCGGCGGCGCCCGUGAUAUCUCAGAGGUCCUAACCGUCGCCGAAGUGGAGAAGAUUCUCUCCGACGUGAAAGCAGACAACGUGAUUGUGAUCCCGACGGAGAACCAGUCCUGCUGGGCCGAUGUCACGAUCAUCGCCACCGGAAGAUCAGAUUGGCACUUGAAGAACAUCGCUCAGGCUCUCGUCUACAGGGCAAAGCAGAAGCAGAGAGGAGAGAAACAUGUAAUGCUUCCUUGUGUGCAAGGGUACGAUACCAAGUGGAUUGUCAUUGACUACGGGAAGUUUGUAGUACAUGCGCUUGAUGACAAGGCCAGGGUUUACUUCAAUUUGGAGAGUCUUUGGACUGGUGAACCAUCAUCAGCUAAUGAUAACUCAGACAAGGAUUUGCAAAACGCUUUUGUAAAGGUCCGACUAAUUAACAACUCCAAAAAGAAGAAACCGGUUCAAGUGAGUUCUUGAUCCAGAAAAAAUGCCAACUGUUCGCUUGACAAACAGUUUGUAAUAAACAUAUUCCCUAGUAAGGAUAUUAUCCUCGAUGGGUUUUUUUUUUUCUUCUCAAUUUUAUAAAAUAUUUGAUGGAGAAUACAUGGUGUGUAAUUCAAAAACCGGUGGAGAGUGUUCUACAAACAAAUUCUAAACGAGGCAGUCAAGAGUCCCAACA